AUGACGACUUUGAGACAAGUCAACUCCACAGCUCUGACCAAGUCCCCCAAAGCGCCUAAGACCACGCUGACGAUUCUCCAGAAACCCAGAAGAAACCCAGCACAAGCACCCGAUCAAGAUCCCGAUGACGAUCAAACUCCAUCUCCAUCUCCACCUCCACUUCCUCCCAAUCCCUUGGCCAGAUUCGAUACCAUGCCAGCGGAAAUGCUGAACAAAAUCAUCGACGAUGUCAUCCGUGAGGGACCUCGCGAUAUGAAUGAAAUCGUUAUGCGUAACCCAGCUGCGCCGCUUCCACCGGGCAUGACGUUGACGACCGUUCUAUCUCCUCCUUAUGUCAACAUGACGAUUCCGAAGAAUCAUCCGAUGAUUAAGACUUCUCGGCUGUUUCGAUCGGCUUUUAUGGCGAAAUACUACUUCAACCGCAACUUCUCAAUCAGAAUCGAACAUCAAGAUCCCACCGCCGUAGUCUUCAACCAAUACCUCGACUCAUUCGAAGGCUCCCUCCCCUUCAUCCGCAUGCUAAAAGCCAACGUCGCAGUAACCUCCGCAGGACUCUACGGCCGCAUGAUGCUCACAAUGUUCGCCGGCACAAUUCGCGCUCGAGUAAGUGAUCACUUGAUUCCCGCCGUGCUUCCUGCUGGAAUGCAGGAGUGGGAGUAUGUGAGAGAUAUUGCUUUGCCUUGGGUUCAGACGCUUAGGACGAGGAUUGUGGCUGAGAGGGUGGCGAUUGUGGCGGAUAUUGGGGCGCCUACGGAUGGGUGGUUUGUUUUUAGGGAGUCGCCGAAUCGGUAUACUAGUGGGCCUGUUUGA
Molecule: messenger RNA, 810 nt
Organism: Ramularia collo-cygni
Lineage: Eukaryota; Fungi; Ascomycota; Dothideomycetes; Mycosphaerellales; Mycosphaerellaceae
Exons: 3
Coding region: 1-810 (269 amino acids)
Source: RefSeq, a predicted model, not a curated record